Molecule: messenger RNA, 1349 nt
Organism: Saccostrea echinata
Lineage: Eukaryota; Metazoa; Mollusca; Bivalvia; Ostreida; Ostreidae
Product: ras-related protein Rab-1A-like
Exons: 7
Coding region: 126-734 (202 amino acids)
Molecular function (GO): GTPase activity; GTP binding
Source: RefSeq, a predicted model, not a curated record
CUGUCUAAAUAUAGAUGUGAUAGAACAACUCAAUACUUCCAGCGUGUUUUAGUCUUCAUGUAUGUACAUAGUAUAUAAACAAACCGUCGUGUGGCAUUUAACAACAAAAAAUUAAAACCGCCGAAAUGGACAGUGAUUAUGUAUUUAAAAUCUUGCUUAUUGGAGAUUCUGGUGUCGGGAAGUCUAGUCUAAUGCUAAAAUUUACGGAUGAAUCCUUUACCGAGACUUAUAUCAGCACAAUCGGUGUAGAUUUUAAGAUCCGGACACUUGAAAUUGACGGGAAAACAGUGCGUCUACAGAUAUGGGAUACAGCAGGACAAGAGCGUUUCAAGACCAUCACGACAGCUUACUACAGGAACGCUGAUGGAAUACUGGUGGUUUAUGACAUCACGGAUAAGGAAUCUUUUCAAAAUGUGGCCAAAUGGCUAGAAGAUGUGGAGAAUUAUUCCAACAAGAGAGUGUACAAGGUGCUGGUAGGGAACAAGGCAGACUUACAGCCAAAAAGAGUGGUCAAUUAUACAGAGGCAAAGAACUUUGCAGACCAGCAUAAUAUCCCCGUAAUAGAAACAAGUGCAAAAACAUCUAACAAUGUAGAACAACUCUUUGAAUCCAUGGCAUCUCAACUCAAAGAUGCUAGUGACAAUGGAAGAACUCCAAUCAGAGAUGAUACACCAACUAUUAACAUCAAUAUUAACAGGAAGUCUGUCAAAAAAGAGAACUGCUUUUGUAGCUAAGAAUAACAAUCUGUAGAAGAUUACAAAAAGGAACAUGGUCCGUAGGCUAGGAUGGAGGGACCAAGCAACUCUUCUGCUCGAGUUGUUGGCAGUGUUACCUCUCCUGUGGACUGUGAAAAAAACCCCUCUGCAUAUCUCCAACUUGGAAAGAAUAAAACAAGGUCAACAUGAUUGAAAGUGUGCUUAUAGCUUUACUGUGAUAAUGUACAUUGACAUUUGUUUGUUUUUUGUUUUUUUGACAUUUGUUAUAAUAUCAAUCGUGCAAUAGUACAUGCAAAACAUUUACAUUUUCUGAUCACUAUUUCAAAUGUUUAUACUUCAUAUUUACAUUGUAUAAAAUCUUUGUAUAACUACCAAGGUAUACAUAUGUUUACAUCACCAAUAAUAUAUUUAAAGCAUUUUUGAUGCCUAGACACUGUUACAAAGGAAUGGACACUGCAACUGUGAUAAAGCAUGACAUUCCAAUUUACAUGCACUAAGCCUUAAUAAAGAACAAGGAAAAUUUUCCUUGGAUAUAAUGCACAUGUAAAUUCUUGACAUAAAAUGUACUGUUGAAAGGCAAACAGAGUCUUGCUUAAAAAUAAAAACAGCAUUGCAUGUUCUUUGCAAAGUCUA